Protopolystoma xenopodis is the source of this 372-nucleotide messenger RNA. The record is from the annotation of a GenBank genome assembly. Lineage: Eukaryota; Metazoa; Platyhelminthes; Monogenea; Polystomatidea; Polystomatidae.
AUGGCGCCUCUCACUUAUGAUACCAACUACGAUGCCGGCGAAACGAUUGGGAAUGUACCCGGCCAAAGAUCCAAUGCUGAAAAUCACGAAUACUAUGCCAGAGGAUAUGGGACUAGGUACGUUCCACAAGGUAUCUCUGACGCUCCCACUGAGCUGCGAAAACAAGGUCGAACCCAUUUAGAUGGCAUAUCCAUUUAUUCACAAAAUUCUGUGCUCUCAUUCCCCCCAAUGUCGUACAAGAGUGUGUCGCUACAAGCGGAUUUAGUGAAGCGUAAUAAUCUCCACAACCGGUACCAAAUGCUGUUUGCAUGGCUCCUGAACUACAUUCUGUCCCUCUUUCUCCUACUCCGCUCGUCGAUUUGCUGCUGCUAA